GUGUUCUUUGAGCGUUGUUGUGAAUUCAAUAUGGCGAAAGUUAGUGUUGUGUCCGUUUACAAAAAGAAGUCGGUAUGACGUGCUAAUACGAAAAUAAUUAAAAUAGAUAAAGUGCAUUUGAAAAAUAUCAUCGCAUUUACUUGUUUUGAGAUAAGAUAAAUUCAAUUAAAUCACAUUUCAUUGUUUGCCGAAGAUCCGUGUGUUUGCAUUUAAAGAAAAUUAGUCAAAUCUGCAUCCUUAAAUUUCAUUUUGCAAAAUUGAAUAGCAAAAUAUUGAUAUUCAGACGGAAUGUGGGAAAUUUGCCAGUAUAUAGAAAAGUAGUAGAAAAUUCCAAUCAUGACUGAUACAAGGAGAAGAGUGAAGCUAUAUGCAUUAAAUGCUGAUAGACAGUGGGAUGAUAGAGGCACAGGACAUGUUUCUUCAUCUUAUGUUGAUCGUUUAAAAGGAAUUUCUUUAUUAGUGCGUGCCGAAAGUGACAAUUCCUUAUUGCUAGAAUCCAAGAUUCAGCCUGAUACGGCUUAUCAAAAACAACAAGACACUUUAAUUGUGUGGUCUGAGGGUGAUAAUUUUGAUUUAGCUUUGAGUUUUCAAGAAAAAGUGGGUUGUGAUGAAAUUUGGGAAAAAAUUUGUCAAGUACAGGGUAAGGAUCCUUCAGUGGAAAUUACACAGGAUAUUGUCGAGGAGUCUGAAGAUGAAAGAUUUGAUGAUAUGUCUGAUUCCGCGCCACCUAUUGAGUUACCCAAUUGUGAACUCAGUCGUCUUGAAGAUAUCAGUGAGUUAAUAAGCAACUGUUUGAGUUCCCAAAUGAAAAAAGAAAAAUUAGCUACAGCAAUAGAAGGUGAAGGAUAUAUAAGAAAACUUAUUAAUUUAUUUCAUAUGUGUGAGGACCUGGAAAGUAUGGAAGGAUUACAUCAUUUAUAUGACAUAUUCAAAAAUAUAUUUUUGUUGAAUAAAAACGCUCUGUUUGAUGUUAUGUUUAGUGAUGAAUUGAUAUUUGAUGUAGUAGGCUGUUUAGAGUAUGAUCCUUCAUUACCAACUCCAAAGAGACAUAGAGAAUAUCUAAGGCAGCAAGCAAAAUUCAAAGAGGCAAUUCCAAUAAAAAAUGCAGAACUACUUUCAAAAAUUCAUCAAACAUUCAGAGUUCAGUAUAUUCAAGAUGUUGUGCUGCCAACUCCUUCAGUCUUUGAAGAAAAUAUGCUUUCAACAUUAAGCAGUUUUAUAUUUUUCAACAAAGUAGAAAUAGUGUCUCUAGUACAAGAAGAUGAAAAGUUUUUAACAGAACUUUUCUCAAUGUUAACAGAUCUAAGUACGCCUGAUACCAAAAGAAGGGACUUGGUGUUAUUUUUAAAAGAAUUCUGCAAUUAUUCUCAAAAUUUACAGCCGCAGGCUAAAGAAUCUUUUUACAAAACAUUAACAUCACUUGGAAUAUUACCGGCUCUCGAAAUAACUCUUGCUGUGGAUGACCUUAAGACAAAGACUGCUUCCAUUGAUAUACUUACUUAUAUUGUAGAAUUUUCACCGUCUGUAGUGAGAGAGUAUACCUUACAACAAGCCAGCAAUACAGAUGAGGAUCAAAUGCUUCUUAAUGUCAUUAUUGAACAAAUGAUUUGUGAUAAUGAUCCAGAAUUAGGUGGUGCAGUUCAGUUAAUGGGCGUUCUUAGAUUACUUUUGGAUCCAGAAAAUAUGUUAGCUUCUGUUAAUAAAUCAGAAAAAACGGAUUUCCUCAAUUUUUUUUAUAAGCACAGCGUACACAUCUUGAUAGCUCCUUUAUUGGAAAAUACUGUUCAUGACAAACCCCAAAAAGAGGAUUACAGAAGUGUUCAGCUCUUGGGUCUAAUUCUUGAACUUCUAUCCUUCUGUGUAGAACAUCAUACAUACCAUAUAAAGAAUUGUAUUUUGAACAAAGAUUUACUACGUCGUAUACUCGUCCUCAUGAAAUCUAGACACAAAUUUCUUGUACUUUGUGCAUUAAGAUUUAUGCGGAAACUAAUAGCAUUAAAAGACGAAUUUUACAAUCGGUAUAUAAUUAAAGGAAAUCUGUUUGCACCUGUGGUAGAUGCAUUCGUUAGGAACAAUGGUCGGUAUAAUCUAUUAGACUCUGCUAUUAUUGAAAUGUUCGAAUUCAUCAAAGUGGAAGACAUCAAGACCUUAUGUUCUCACAUUGUAGAAAAUUAUGCUAAAUGCUUAGAUGAAAUUUGUUAUGUACAAACAUUUAAAUCACUCAAAUUGAGAUACGAUCAACACCAGGACAAGUUGAAGGACAGAGAAAGAAACAGUUUAGAUGGGGUACCAUCGAUAUUACGAAGUAGUCGUUACCGUAGGGACCAAAGACAAAUGGACGAAGAAGAAGAGAUGUGGUUUAACGAUGACGACGAUUUCGAAGAUAAUGAAACAGUUCUUACCGCUCCUACCGAUAUGCUAAGUAAGAAACUCGAUACUGAUUUGGAUAGUAUUGGUAAAAUAAUGGAAAAGAAACAACCGGAAGUAAAUGGUCCGAAAAUGAAUAAUAAUUCGUCGACGAAAAGUGCCGUUCAUAAUAAUAAUACAAGUACGGCGGGACAAACGGCGACGAGUCCUGUAGCUUCGAAUGAAACUAAAACACAACUUAUUAAAAGGGGUUUGGUAGAUUACGAAGGAGGUGACUCAGAUGAAGAAGACGACGACGGUGAAGUAUCCAAAAGGCCGAGACUCUCAUAGUCGAGUACACAAUCUGCAGGUAAGUGCGUUACAGACUAUGGUAACGUACCGCAAAGUGUGAUCUCAUAGUGAAUUGUGUGUAAAACACGAACGGUCAAUUAUUAUUAAAACAAAAAAAGAAAAAAGAAAAAA
Diorhabda sublineata is the source of this 2829-nucleotide messenger RNA. RefSeq names its product serine/threonine-protein phosphatase 4 regulatory subunit 3 (gene flfl). NCBI's taxonomy places the organism in Eukaryota, Metazoa, Arthropoda, Insecta, Coleoptera, Chrysomelidae. The transcript is spliced from 6 exons. The record is from RefSeq and is a predicted model, not a curated record. Gene Ontology annotation, cellular component: nucleoplasm; protein phosphatase 4 complex. Gene Ontology annotation, molecular function: protein phosphatase activator activity. Gene Ontology annotation, biological process: protein dephosphorylation; DNA damage response. Bases 337 to 2697 code for a protein of 786 amino acids.